Messenger RNA from Aspergillus mulundensis, 1341 nucleotides. RefSeq lists its product as uncharacterized. Gene Ontology annotation, cellular component: nucleus. NCBI's taxonomy places the organism in Eukaryota, Fungi, Ascomycota, Eurotiomycetes, Eurotiales, Aspergillaceae. The record is from RefSeq and is a predicted model, not a curated record. Gene Ontology annotation, biological process: rRNA processing; ribosomal large subunit assembly. Gene Ontology annotation, molecular function: exonuclease activity; nucleic acid binding. The transcript is spliced from 4 exons. Bases 1 to 1341 code for a protein of 446 amino acids.
AUGUCCAAAGCGAAACGAAUCCAGGCGGCCGAGGCUGCUUCGGAUGGAAGCUAUUGCGAGAAAUGUCAAAGGCCGUUUGUUAACGCGAGGGCGCUGCAAAUGCACUAUGAGAACUCGAGCGUGCAUGUUCCUGCAAAGUCGAACUCGAUCUCGAACUUGACCCUGGCUAUCCGCGAGAAAACUACUACCGGCACCAAGUCUGAGACCGAGACGACUACACCCCGUAGCUCAGAGAAAAUCCAGGAUAUCUCGGAGGAUCAUACUCUUGAGCCUUCGGAGCCCACUGUGUAUGGAAACUGGUCAUGCAUUCCACUGGCGGAGCGAGACUCUAUCUUCGCUGCACUCAGGGCGCAAUGCCACUCGGUGGGAGUUCUGAAGUUGGAGGGCUACUUUACCGAGUGCGCCACACCGGCGGAGAUUGAGGCGACCAGAAAGUGUGUUGAUUGUGGUAUGUCAAAGCGCAAGGUGUCGAAAUACUUCUCCUCCGCAUGCCGCUUCCAUCCAGACAGGGAAGAUCUGAAAAAAGGCAUCAUCCGUGGCCGAGGCACAGGCGCCAAAGAGAACUGCGUCAAAUGCGGCGAGCGCGGAAGCAAGAACGGCUGCUGCUCAUCACGCGAGCACACCUUCGGCCCAGCGGACGCCAAAGUCGCAGAUACAAAGCCGUGCCCCUGGUCCUGCGAAAACCCCAAUCCCAAUGUGCGGAAAGCAAUUGCACUAGACUGCGAAAUGGUCGGCGUGGAAGGCCCAAACAAACACGAAGUCAGCGACGUCGUUCGCCUCAAUGCAGUCGACUUCCUGACCGGCGAGAUCCUGGUUGAUAUCUUCGUCCAGCCGGAGGAUAACGUCAUUGCCUGGCGGACUCGGUACAGCGGCGUCUCUUACCCUCUUCUCAGAAAGAUGGUGAAAGAGGGCCGCUCUGUUCGAGGCUGGCAGGCUGCGCGCCAACUCCUCUGGGACCACAUGGACCAGCAAACAAUUCUGAUCGGCCACAACCUCAAGUGUGACCUGGAUGUCCUUGGGAUGGCGCACGCUCGCAUUGUCGACUCAGUCCUCCUUUCACGCCAUGCCGUUGGCCGUUCCUGCCGCCGCUCCUUUGCCCUUAGGAAUCUUGCCCAUGAUUUCCUGGGCAGGACGAUCCAGGCAGGUGACUCAGGGCAUGAUUGUCUUGAGGAUACGUUUGCCACGCGCGAGGUGGUCCUCUGGUGUCUCCGCAACCCGGAGGAGCUGAAUGCGUGGGCGAAUGCUCAAGGGGGCGGUUAUGAUGCGGACAAAUGGGGCGAUAACUAUCCGGUGUGGGAGGUGAAUGAGUGGGUUCCUAACGGGGUUGCUGAGUGGCUGUGA